AUGAUAGGUAGUGCUAGGUUGAAUGUGCAGUACACUAUUUCUCGAGAGGAAGCUCAGACUGCAUUGAAUCUGAUCACAGGUACAGUUUCUAUCUGCGAGCAAAGAGUUGAGGCUUUAUUUGACUCUGGAGCAACUCAUUCAUUUGUGUCACAUGAUUGUGUGAAAGAGUUGGAAUUGCCUGUGUAUGAAUUGCCUUAUAUAAUUAAGGUCUCUACGCCAUCUAUAUUACUGGAUAAGACCAAUGAGAUGGUACUACUACUAGUUCAUGUGAUGCCUAUUGGGACUUCCACAACAACUGUUAGUCAGCCAACGCUAUUAUCAGUAGUGCAACCUGAGAGAUUGGUUUCUGAAGGCUGUCAGGCCUAUGCAGCUUUCUUUGCAGUAGGAGGCAGUGGUAGUAGCAGUGUUGAUGAAAUCCAAGUUGUAAAUGAGUUUCCUAAGGUAUUUGCAAAUAAGGUAUCGGUUUUGCCACCAGAGCAAAAAGUAGAGUUCUCUAUUAAUUUGGCACCUGGUAUUAAACCUAUUUCAAAAGCACCUUAUCGAAUGGCUCGUUUAAAAUUAGUAGAACUUAAGAAGAAGUUCAAGGAGUUGUUAGAGAAGGGCUUUUUAUGCCGUAGCAUGUCGCCAUGGGGUUCGCCAAUCUUGUUUGUGAAAAAGAAGGAUGGCAGCCUGCGGCUAUGCAUUGACUACAGAACCUAUGAAAGUGACGGAGAGCGUCUGAAAUUUUCCCUUCUCUUCACCGUCGAUCUGCUUCUCUGUAGCUCACCGUCGAAUUCCCUCUUUGCCAACGUGUUCGUCCGCUACUCUUAUCUCCAUUUACGUCGCCAGCUGCUGUGA
Prosopis cineraria is the source of this 837-nucleotide messenger RNA. RefSeq lists its product as uncharacterized. The transcript is spliced from 3 exons. Bases 1 to 837 code for a protein of 278 amino acids. The record is from RefSeq and is a predicted model, not a curated record. Lineage: Eukaryota; Viridiplantae; Streptophyta; Magnoliopsida; Fabales; Fabaceae.